This is a messenger RNA of Paramuricea clavata, 711 nucleotides long. The record is from the annotation of a GenBank genome assembly. NCBI's taxonomy places the organism in Eukaryota, Metazoa, Cnidaria, Anthozoa, Malacalcyonacea, Plexauridae.
AUGGUAAAUGAUCUCAUACCGGCUACAGACCUUGUCAAAUUCGUCGACGAUUCCACAACCUGGGAAGUUCUGCACAGAGACUCUCAAUCCAAUCUCCCCUCAGCAGAAUUAGCAGAAACUGUAUGUUGUUUUCUGGACAAGCAUAAAACACACCUUUUGGUGGGUUACCGUAACGCACAGUGUGUGUUAUUUGAACACAGCAAAAGAUGCGUUGUUUUCUGAACAGAAAAGUUGUGUUAUUCCAACACACCUAUUUUUUAGAGUGUACGAAGCGUGCGAUGACCUUGGUUCAUCAUUACGGAUCUGCCUGUUAGACUUUUCGAAAGCCUUUGAUCGGGUCGAUCAUAACGUCUUUCUGAGAAAACUUCAACUAAUGGCCGUACACCCAGUUCUCAUUAAUUGGAUUGCCGACUUCCUGUCUAACAGAUUACAGAGGACAAAGAUUGGUCAAACUACUCUGCUUGGAAGUAUAUUCAAGCUGGCGUUCCACAGGGAACAAGACUUGGUCCCUUACUUUUUUUAAUCAUGGUAAAUGAUCUCAUACCGGCUACAGACCUUGUCAAAUUCGUCGACGAUUCCACAACCUGGGAAGUUCUGCACAGAGACUCUCAAUCCAAUCUUCCCUCAGCAGAAUUAGCAGAAACUGUUUCGCUUUAUCUUCUACUGAAGAAAAUUUUGUGUGGCAGUUUACUAGGUUAUGAAACUAAAUAG